UACGAUCCAGCGUCGCGCGCAGUCACCGUCGUCGUCCACGGGAGCUCAGCCGCAGGUGACUCACUCAAAAACUAUGCCCUCCCGCCACCAUCGCCUGGCGUCGCUGACGAAGCAGUUGACCACCCACGUGAACGCCGGCCGCCACCGCGACGCGCUCGCGCUCUUCUCCCGCAUGCUCUCCGCUCCCGACCUCCCACCGCUCACCGACCCCUCCUUCGCCCACGCCUUCCCGCUCGGCCUCAAGUCUGCCACCGCCCUCCGCGUCCCCCGCGCCGCCGCCUCGUUCCACGCGCUUGCCGCCAAGUGCGGCAUCCUCUCCAGCCCCUUCCUCGCCUCCGCUCUCAUCGCCUCCUACGGCAACGGCAGCUCCCACUCCCCCGCCCCCGCGCUCGCCCGCCGCCUGUUCGAUGAAUUGCCCGCCCGCAACCGCAAUGCCGUCGUCUGGAGCGCCAUGAUCUCCGUCCACGUCCGGGCGGGAGAUCUCAUCGCUGCGGCGCGGGCGCUCGACCUCAUGGACGUCCCCCCGACCGCAUCCUGCUUCAACACUGUGAUUGCCGCUGUUGCAGAGUCUGAGGACCACCCGGCCCGAGCCAUCGAGGUCUACCGACAUAUGCAAAGAGUGGGCGUCGCGCCGAGCUUCAUCACUCUGCUGGCUAUUGUCCCCGCGUGCACCGAGAUGGGCGCAUUGAUUUCAAUCAAGGAGGUGCACGGCUUCGCGGUGCGGCAUGGCAUGUCGGCGAGAUCCCACAUUGGCAGCUCCCUCAUCGAAGCGUACGGGCGCUGUGGUUCUCUAGCUGGCGCGCAGGGGGUGUUCAACCAGGUGCAGGAUCGGGAUUUAGUUGUAUGGAGCGCUCUGGUAUCAGCUUACGCUUUCCAUGGCCGUGCGGAGGUUGCAAUGUCGCUUUUCAGGGAUAUGGAGGAGCAGGACGACGUUCGGCCUGAUGGCAUCAUGUUCCUUAGUUUGUUGGCAGCCUGUGCCCAUGCUGGUCGCGCAGAUGAUGCAUUGCAGUAUUUUGAUGUGUUGACCAAGAGAUAUGAAGUGGAGGCAAGUGGGGAUCAUUAUUCGUGCUUGGUUGAUGUCUUGGGCCGGGCAGGAAGGCUGCAUCAAGCUUACGAGCUUAUACGGACAAUGCCGGUUAAGGUAACAGUGAAAGCCUGGGGGGCUCUUCUUGCUGCUUGCAGGAAAUACGGGGAGGUGACAUUGGCAGAGGUUGCUGGGAGAGCAUUGUUUGAGAUUGAACCGGAGAAUGCAGGAAACUUUGUUUCGCUCGCAAAUAUCUAUGCAGGCGUGGGAAUGCAUGAGGAGGCAGAGCAGGUGAGAAGGGAGAUGGAGCAGCGAGGUGUGCAGAGAUUGCCUGGAAGCAGUUGGAUGAUACACCACAAGUCAAGUUGUUGAGGCAAUGUCCAAUAAAUUCUCCCCCCCCCCCCCCAAUGGCUCGUUGUCUAUACCAGCCAAGCUAAGAUUUUAACAGUUUUUCUGUCAGUCAAAACAUGUAGGAACUGACUGAUUGGUAGCAGUGGUUUUAUAUGAAAAAAUCAGGCACACAUUUGCAAAGUGUCAUUACUGCUUCACAGCAAAGUUCAUUCAGAUAUGCAAUAGCUAUAUGUCCAUGGAA
Phragmites australis (common reed) is the source of this 1616-nucleotide messenger RNA. Its product is annotated as putative pentatricopeptide repeat-containing protein At1g03510. Gene Ontology annotation, biological process: RNA modification. Gene Ontology annotation, molecular function: RNA binding; protein binding. The record is from RefSeq and is a predicted model, not a curated record. NCBI's taxonomy places the organism in Eukaryota, Viridiplantae, Streptophyta, Magnoliopsida, Poales, Poaceae. The transcript has a single exon. Bases 74 to 1396 code for a protein of 440 amino acids.